AUGUCUGAGAUACACCGCGAUCUCCUGCACGUACAGAAGAAUCUGCCAAUUAUACGCCUCAGGAGAGAAAUUGGCGAUCGAUGUAGUUUGGAAGAUGCAGCAGACGGGCUAUACACCAUGAUAAAAGCAUUCAGAGCUAUGUCCCAGGACAUGAAAGAUCUAAAGAUAGAUCUGGGACGUGCCGAGGAGUUUUCCAAGUUCCUUCAAGCGGAUUUCGAGGGAAAGAAGAAGAGUUACGAAGAAGACAUUUCUACAAUAAGGAAAGAGAGUGAGAAAAAGAUCAAUUUUCUUGAGGGUAAAAUCUCGAAACUCAACGAACGAGCACAGAGGCACGAGGACAAACUGGAGGGUCUCAGGAACGAGAACCAGAACAAGCUCAACUUACUAAGCGCUCAACACAGAACGGCAUUGAACGAACACCAAGACAAGAUCGACUUGAUGAACGCUCAACAUAGGAGUGCGUUGGACGAGAAGAACAGGUCGAUCGAGGCGCUCAAGAUAGAUCACUCUCGAAUGACGGCUGGAAUGGUGCAAAGUUACACAGACAAGGAGAACAAACUAUUGAGAGCCCACGAACGCGAGAAGAAGUCGAUGAGAGAUGAGAUGCACGCAAGACAAACGCAACACAAGCAAGAGUUAGCCGAAAAGGAUAUGGAGCUUCAGUCUUCCAAUCUCAAGCAUGAGGAGGAAAAGGAUAGAAUGACUCAAGAUUUCCAACGAGAAUUGUCCGAUCGUGUCAACGAGUUGAUGCAUGUCAUAGAAGAUCUCAAAGGAGACAUGGUGAAGAGAGAUCACUUCAAAGGCAUGAGUGAUAAGAUUCUAGCGGACAAAUUUCAGAACAUCAAGAGCGAAGUCGAACAGUUUGCCUGUAUUGGAUGGGACGAGGGAAUGGACACAAGGUGGCCAGUUUCGCGGAUCACGCUCAGGAAUUCCGCCAACGAACGACGGACGAAACAAUACAUCCUGCAAAACGCUCUCUGGAUCACUCUCUACCAAAGAAUCUUUCGUACUCCAUUCCGUGUCUUUGGUCCUGAAGGUAAAUCCAUGGAAGUUACAUGGGUCGGAGUGUUUGGCAAAGAUCGAACGGCGGACGCGGGAUCUGGAAUGGCACUUUGUCCGCCAUUAACGAAAGACUCUGAGAAAUGGAGAUACGAAAACAUGAAGGUAUGUGCUGAUGCAACUAAAAGACCUGAGGUGGACUGGGAUUUCAACCUGAAACGAGACUACGAGACAUAUCUAGAGGAGACCUCACGAGAGCUCUGCCAGGAGCUAGAAAAAGUUGCCAUGAUCAGUAACAGCCAACGUGGGAAGGUCACCAGACUUGUCAACGAAGCAGCAAAGCUAUGGGUUGAAGUGGGACUACAACGAUGUCGAAUAUUUCUCCUCAUGUCAAAUCGUAACGUCGAGCCGGAAAAAGUCAGUCGUACGUCUUUCGAUGAUCAUACAGGUCUAGUCGUGCAGCCAGAGCUUCACCGGAGAGGAAAUGUACAGGGCGAAAGAUUGGAGACUGAUGAGGUGGUAAUGGAUUGCAAGGGAGAUUUCAUCAUAGUUAAUCUUUCGUAG
Molecule: messenger RNA, 1563 nt
Organism: Mollisia scopiformis
Lineage: Eukaryota; Fungi; Ascomycota; Leotiomycetes; Helotiales; Mollisiaceae
Exons: 2
Coding region: 1-1563 (520 amino acids)
Source: RefSeq, a predicted model, not a curated record